AAAUUGUGUUUUAUUACGGAAGCAUGAAUUAUUCGUUCGAUUUGAAGAUAACCCCAAAUGGGUAUAGUGGGAGCAGAUUCUUGGCUUUUGCUAUCUGUCUUGUGGAUGAUCUCACACUCGCAAAACGAAAUCAUGAAUUUAUCUGUAAAUACCAACUGACCACCACCAGUGGUGAAAAGUUCACGAGUGAGUGCCGUGUUUCUGUGACACAGGACGAGAUCUGCAGUUACAAGAGUGAUCCUUGGCCAUGGAUCAGUAAGUUCGAUUACAAGGGUGAUCAUGUGUUCAUUCUGUUCAAUCAAGAUAUGAUUAUAAUAGACAAUGAUUAUGAGGAGGCAUCAUUUGAAUUGUACAUCAGAAAUCCUUACGGUGAUGAAUUUAAAGUGGAGAAAUGUGGUGUUAACAUAUAUUACAUGGAUGCAGAGGGGUAUACCACUAGUGAUGUGAUGAGAUGGGACAAAUCCUUCGAGAAUUCUGAUUCUCAAGAAGAUGCUAAUGUUGAGGGAGCUCAUGACGGAUCUGCUACUGAAAUAAGACCUGGGGAUGAAAGAAGAUCUGGCAAUGGUGGUGAUGAAGGGCCUAAAACAUUGAAAUAGUUUCACUUCUUUUAAUCUUUGGGUAUGCAACUUCUCAUUCCAAAUGCGUAGGCUAUUUUCAAGGGCAUCAUUUGACGGAUUACAUUGUCAUGUUAGAUUGGUGAGCUUGUGUUUAACCUGUUAUGUGGCGUUUAUCACAUGUUAUCAUUCACCAACAAUCCUUACAUUGUUGUCUGUGUCAUGAAUCUCAUCUAGGUUGUUUUUACUCUCUUCAUACGAUGUGGACAUCUCCUUUGCCAAUUCACGUCGUCUUCUUUUUCUGUCGCUAAUACAGGUGCAGUGUGUGUAGAAUUCUUUUUAUACUUUUGGGUAAAGUACAAAUUUUGUUAAUUAAACUUUACUCUCUUCUAUUCAAUUCCUUCUAUGAAUUUAAUGCUUUGCGUUUUUAAUGG
This is a messenger RNA of Hibiscus syriacus, 988 nucleotides long. RefSeq lists its product as uncharacterized. The transcript has 2 exons. Lineage: Eukaryota; Viridiplantae; Streptophyta; Magnoliopsida; Malvales; Malvaceae. The record is from RefSeq and is a predicted model, not a curated record. Bases 24 to 596 code for a protein of 190 amino acids.